Messenger RNA from Planococcus citri (citrus mealybug), 4819 nucleotides. RefSeq lists its product as uncharacterized. Gene Ontology annotation, molecular function: nucleotide binding; DNA binding; DNA-directed DNA polymerase activity. The record is from RefSeq and is a predicted model, not a curated record. Gene Ontology annotation, biological process: DNA replication. The coding region runs from base 2032 to 4650 and encodes 872 amino acids. NCBI's taxonomy places the organism in Eukaryota, Metazoa, Arthropoda, Insecta, Hemiptera, Pseudococcidae. The transcript has 6 exons.
UACCUAAUCUUUUUUUUCUUUUUUUCUUUGAUUUGUUCAGGAGUUCCAAACUACAAAGUUAAGAAAAUCUCGGAUCAUGAAAUUAAAAAUGAAUUAGGGUUGAAAUUAGAUACAGAAAUAUUUAUUUUCGAAUUCACAGAGUUCAAUCUGAAUAAAAUUAAAGAAAUCAUUCACGAUAUCCACAAAAAAUUUUUUCCUCUUACUUUAUGUACAGAACAAUUUUCAAUUUUUAUUCGAAACAUGUUUAACAUGUCAUGGUAUCACUCUGGCAAUCGUCUUAGGUUCAUACCAGGUGAUGACUUCAACGCUGAGUAUCUAUGGUGCAGAUUUGAAACAUUACAUAAAUUGUACUACUAUGAUGAGCCUGAUUUGCCUGCCUUCAUGUGUCCACCUUUCUCGAUUUUAAUUAUAAAAGUCAAUGUACCAGAUGAAAGUGACAUUAUGUUCACAGAUAAUUUGAAUUUACUAGAUUUGGUUGUUAAAUUUAGCAGCCAUAAAGUUUGAUUUAUUUUAAAGUAAGGGGGGGGGGUUAGUGGUAUGUAUUGUAAUUUUAUUUAGUAAUUCCAAAUUGAAAAAAAAUAUAUUUUUAAAAAAAAUUAAAAAAAAAGAGGAGCAAUAAAGAACAGGGAUAGCUUACAAAAAAAAUGAUUAAAAAAAAUUUUUAAUUUACUUUUUUUUUGUUUUUCUUUCUCUGUUCAAAUAGGAUCUUCUACAUCUGCUGAAAAUUUAUUUGACAUACUCGGAUCAUAUCAACGUCAAAUGAAUAAAUUUAAUGCGACAGCUACAACUACAACAAUAAAAUUAAAAGAUAGGGUUGGGUACAGUCCCCAACAAUUUAUUAAAAUGGCUAUGGAUUCUAUUCUUGAUAUUUUGGUUAAAAAAGACAGCAAACAUUCAGAUAAAAUAGGAAUCACAAUAACUAAUCAAAAUGGUGAUAGGCCAGUUUAUAUUUCAUUCAGACCUUCUGAUCAAAUUUCAACAGAAGUAGUUCUAAACCAGUUUGAAAAAGUUCUUCAAAGCAACUCUACCUUUAUGACAGAUGAACCACUGAAAAUCAACGUCACAAAAAUUGAAAUGCCUAUUGGUAGAGGAAAAGGGGGUAAAUAUUUACUACUACCGUUUGACGAAUUUUGCGAGAAGAAGAAUAGAAGCAUACUCACAAUUGUGAACCCAAAUGAUUCACUCUGCCUGCCUCGAGCUAUAGCCUUGAGCAUAGCACACCUUCAUCGAAGUACAAAUAAGAAGUAUUAUGUUUCACUGAGAAGAAAAGAUCGCGACUACUUAAAGGCUGCUGCGGAGAAACUGUGCAGUGAAGCUGGGAUUACAAUUGAUGAGCAUGGGGCAGGCAUUGAUAUUGUUCAAAAAUUCCAAGAUCACCUGCAGGAUUAUAAGAUAACUGUAUUUGACGGAGCAGAUCGCAGGGGGCGAAUAAUAUCUUUUGAAGGGAAUCAGGGUAGUGAAAAAUAUAUUGAUUUGCUAUAUGGAAAUAAUCAUUUCAACGUGAUCACAAGGCUACCAGGAGCCUUCAACUGGAGGUUUUAUUGUCGCGUAUGCAAAAGGGGAUUUGACCAUAUAGAUCGGCAUCCCUGCAAAAACAUUGAAAAAUGCAAAAAAUGCUUAACACACCCACCUUAUGACAAAUCAGUCGAGGAAAUUUUGUGUGGGAGAUGUGGGCGAUCUUUUUAUGGCAACGAAUGUUAUGGAAAUCAUGAAGUACCUCAUCCUUUUUUUGAAAAAUCUAAAAGUGUUUGCGAUGAAAUGAAAUUUUGUGAAAUUUGUGAUAAAGAAUACUGUACAACAUCAAUAAACAACAGAAAGCAUAAAUGUUAUCAUUAUAUCUGCAACAACUGUAAUCAAUAUGUGCCUUAUGGUCAUAUGUGCUACAUUCAACGAUUGAAGAAGUAGAAAGGAAACUCUAAAAAUAAAGAAAACAUCAUUUUUGUAUUUUUCGAUUUUGAAUGUAGGGUGGAAGAUACACCUAUUAUUGAUGGAAAAAGUUACCAACAUGUACCAAAUUAUUGCAUUAUUCAAAUGCAGUGUCUGAAAUGCAUCGAUAAAUACAAUAUAGAAGAAAACUGUACAAAAUGUGGAAAAAGAGAAGUCAUUAUCAAAAAUUUGGAAGGCGAUGAUCUUCUGCAGAAAAUGUUCUCCAUACUAGGUCAUAUAGCAGAAAAAUUUAAUCAAGUUUACGUGUUUGCCCACAAUGGGGGAGGGUACGAUUUUCAGUUUGUUGCCGACUACAUGAUCCGAGUGGAAGGUUGGAUCCCAAAUAUCAUACUCAAUGGCAGCAAAAUUAUUCAAAUGUCCAAGGACCGAGUAACAUUCAAAGAUACACUAAAUUUUUUUCAUAAAAAGCUGGCGGCACUGCCCAAGAUGUUUGGUAUACAAAACAAAACAAAAGGGUAUUUCCCACAUAUGUUCAAUAAAUCUGAAAAUCAAGGAUAUGAAGGUCCUCUGCCAGAUUCCAAAUACUAUGAUCCAGACAGUAUGUCAGACACAGAUAGAAAAGAAUUUUUCAAGUGGUAUAACAAGGAGCUCGAAAAGAAUGAAAACUUCAACUUUCAAAGGGAAAUGCUGAAAUACUGCCGUUCAGAUGUAGAAAUUUUGCGAAUUGCGUCUUUGACCUUCCGGAAAUUAUUUCUUAGUCAACUAGGUGUAGACCCCCUAACAUCAUCUGCCACCAUUGCAGCAGCCUGCAUGAAUGGAUACCGUACCAAGUACUUGCCAGAAAAUACAAUUCCUUUAAUGACGUUCAAAACAUACCGGAUGCGAGACAACCAGUCAGAUUUAGCUAUAAGGUACCUAAAGUAUUUUGAAGACAAGUACAAUGUCAAGUUGCAGUCCGCCUAUAGAGGAGUUGAAAAAAGAAUAGGACGGUAUAGCGUGGAUGGGUACUGUCCAAAAUUCCCAGUUGAUAAACUCGGUAUAGAUGAUCCACCCGAAGUACGACCUUUAAUUUUAGAAAUACAAGGCUGUUUCUUCCACGGUUGCCCCACAUGUUUCACUAAUCGGACCACACCUAUAUAUGCAGGAUCUAAAAAAUCUGAUGGUGCAAUUACUAUGGAGUCAAGAUAUCAGAACACACUGGCCAAAAUGGAAUACUUGAAAAACUUAGAAAGUCAUCCCAUUAUAAUUGAAAAAUGGGAAUGUCAAAUCAUUCAAGAGGGUACUGAAGAUGAUCUACUACGAAGACAUCUGACAGAUCCAAAUCUCAUCACACCAAUAUUAACAAACAGGGAGGCAUUCUAUGGUGGACGGACAGAAAGUUUUUGCAGGCAUCACAAAGUUGAUGAAUCCAAAGGGGAGAAGAUACGAUAUAUUGACAUUAAUUCACUGUACCCAUAUGUCAAUAAGUAUGGUACCUACCCUAUUGGUCAUCCUGAAAUUCUAAUUGGCGAUACCAUACCCCAAAGUUUAAACUCAAUUACUGGAGUUGCCAAGGUCUGUGUAGAGGCGCCCAAAGAUUUGUUCCUUCCUGUGCUGCCAAUUCGAACAAAUAAUAAACUGGUGUUUGCACUAUGCCGAGCGUGUGCGGAAAGACAAACUCAGGAUACGUGUCAUCAUACUGGAGAGCAGCGACAAUUCAUUGGUACAUAUACAUGCCUUGAACUCCGUAAGGCUGUUCAAAAAGGAUACCAAUUGAAGCAAAUCUAUGAAGUGUGGUCAUACAAGAGUACACAGUAUGAUAAAAACACCAAAAAAGGUGGAUUAUUUUCUGAAUACAUAGAUUUAUUCUCUACCAUAAAGCAGAAAUCGUCGGGAUACCCGCCCAAUGUAAGAACAGACGAGGAUAAGAAGAAGUUUGUAAAGGAAUUAUAUGACAGGGAGGGUAUAACUCUUAAAGUGGAUGAAAUCCAGUCUAACCCGGGACUGCGAUCACUAAGUAAACUGUGCCUGAAUAGUUUAUGGGGAAAGUUUGGCCAGCGUAAUAAUGUGGGCUCAACAACAAUUAUAGACUCCCAAGCCACCUUGUUUCAAUACUUGGAGGACCCAUCUAAAGAGAUUUCAAGCAUCAUGUUUAUGCCAGGUAGAGAUGGAAACGAUAUUGCCUACGUAAAUUGGAAAGUGAUUGAAGAAUGCGCGGAAGAUUCCAACUUCAUAAAUCCUAUAAUAUGUGCACAUGUAACUGCUGAGGCACGUCUGGUGUUAUAUGAGUACCUGGAAAAGUUGGGUAAUUGCGUGUUAUACUGUGACACUGACUCCAUAAUUUACACCGAGUUACCACAUGACCUUAAAAUUGAAACUGGACCAUUCCUUGGUCAAAUGGGAGAUGAGCUGGCUACAGAAUAUGGCGAGGGGGCCUAUAUAACUGAGUUUAUAUGUGGUGGACCAAAGAAUUAUGGAUAUUGCGUCAAAACAGCGAAAAAUGAAUAUAAAUAUGUUGUUAAGAUUCGAGGGAUCACAUUAAAUCAUCAAGUCUCCAAAUCAUUAAAUUUUGAAAAUAUGAAAGAAUUUAUCCUGAACCCUCCUCCAAAUCCUGUACAGGUAAAAUAUGAAAAUAAAAUUCAACGAAAAAGGCCGUUCAUGGUAAUAAACCACGAAGCAACUAAAAAAUAUGGAGAAGUUUCAUCCAAGAGACGAAAAGUGGGACUACGUACUCUACCUUACGGAUACAUUGACCCAGAUAUUGAUAUGGAUGAUCAAGAUUAAAAGUUAUGUCAAUAUAUUUUUUUUUUUCAAUACACUACUGCUCCUCUUUUUUUUUUUUAAUACUCUGUAUUUUUGUAAUUAGGUAUAGUUAGGUACUAUUACUUGGUUCAUAUAAGUACUCUUACCUUAUACAUACGUUUUUUUUUCUUCUUUGCAUUAAUCUGUACAU